Debaryomyces fabryi is the source of this 1407-nucleotide messenger RNA. It is a transcript of the gene OBPA, whose product is annotated as oxysterol-binding protein related protein. Gene Ontology annotation, molecular function: sterol binding. Lineage: Eukaryota; Fungi; Ascomycota; Pichiomycetes; Serinales; Debaryomycetaceae. The transcript has a single exon. The record is from RefSeq and is a predicted model, not a curated record. The coding region runs from base 1 to 1407 and encodes 468 amino acids. Gene Ontology annotation, cellular component: intracellular membrane-bounded organelle; membrane; cytosol.
AUGGGAUUAACGUCAAAAUUGGACAGGUUAAAGCUUAAAUCAGAUAGGGGUCAAAGUUCGAGUGGCAAUUCGGGCACAACGACUCCAGUGGGUGAGACAGCAACUGAAGAAGGAGUUCCAGAAGGGAGCAAGCACAGUUCAAACGAUACGGAUGAUAUUGACGAAAUUGAUAAUGAAGGACAGUCCAUAUUGAUGGGCAUUAUCUCGCAAUUAAGACCAGGAUGUGAUUUGUCGAAAAUUACGCUCCCCACGUUUAUUUUAGAGAAGAAAUCUAUGUUAGAGAGAAUUACCAAUUUCUUCGAAAUCCCUGACCUUUUGCUUGAAGCCGAUGCAACGGACGAUGCAUUGAUGAGAUUUGUGUUGAUGGUGAAAUGGUACUUGGCGUCAUGGCACAUUGCACCAAAGGCAGUCAAGAAGCCAUUAAAUCCAAUCUUGGGAGAGCUUUUUGCGUGCUACUGGGAUAACCUUCCAGGGGAUAGCACAGCUUAUUACAUAUCUGAACAGACAUCGCACCAUCCACCAAAAUCUUCAUACUUCUAUUUGAUACCAGAACGUAAGAUUAGAGUCGACGGGGUGGUUAUUCCGCAAUCGAAAUUUUUGGGUAACUCAUCCGCAGCCCUUAUGAACGGAUGGGGACAUGUGCAAUUAGGAAACAGGGGCGGUGAAACUUAUAUAAUGAACCAGCCAAACGUAUACUGUAGAGGUAUAUUAUUUGGCAAAUUACGGUAUGAAUUGGGAGAUCAGAUGGUUAUCAAGUGUCCUAAGACCGGGUUUGAAGCUAAUAUCGAUUUCAAAACGAAAGGGUUCAUAAGUGGUACUUAUGAUGCCAUUGAAGGUACUAUAAAAAAUACUAAUACUGGUGAAUCAUUAUAUUCUAUUACUGGUAAAUGGAAUGAGGUCAUGGACAUAAAGAAUCUUGCCACGGGUAAGAAGGAAGUGCUCUUUGAUACUUCUACUACCAGGAUCUUUGAGCCAAAGACGAGACCUAUUGAAGAACAAUUGGAAUACGAAUCGCGCCGUUUGUGGGCUCCAACUAUCAAUGCGUUGGGCAAGAGAGAUCACGAACUUGCUACCAACGAAAAGGCGAAAGUUGAAGGCGACCAACGUAUCAAAGCAAAGAAGAGACUCGAAGACGGGGUGGAAUUCCAUCCAAAGCUCUUUAGACCUGUCACCGAUAAAGAUAAAGGUGCUCAAGAUUUAGAAUAUGUCAUAUACAAGAGAUUCGAUUUGGAGAGCGAUCCUGAAACCUUAAGACAAACCAUCUUCGAUACUAUGCCAAUAUUACCGGGUCAGAUUGACAAUGCGUCACUCCAAAUACCCGCUUUUAAAAAGAACACUACUGAGACCCCUGAACAAGAACAUUUUGUUGAUGCUCCCGCUGCUCCUGCGGAUGCUCCUCCUGUUUAG